CCGUGAGCCUGGUAUGAAGUGACGCUCAUAAACUACGUUCAAUGUUUCACAAAAUGCGUCGUAGCUGAGUUGGUUUGUUUGUUUUCGAAGGAGAAGUGGAUAAGUCGUUUCAUCAUGGAUUCAAAGAGACUCGUCUGUGAUCGGAUAUCUUUUGUCCUGCUCAUUUUGGGGAAUAUUGCAACAGCUCUCUCUGGCCAAAAUCUUGACUGUACCAACGACUACGAGUCAAUGACCUGCCACUUUGAAGCGCAAAACUGCACUGGAUACAAAUUGACUCUCCGGAGCAACGAGGAUAAGGAUGAAUGUACUUUCAAACAGUGUGACGUCGGACAGUGUUGUUGCUCUGCUGAGCAAAUUAAACUUAUCUGGAGGGAGACUCAUAAUGCCACAGUUUGGAAAGGAGACAACAGCAUAGUGUCCAAAACAAUCAGCGUCAACGACAGCUUUAAGCCUAAAACCCCCAAAAUCGUCUCGGUGAAUGAAACAAAUGGAAAUUUUCAAGUCAAGUGGAAAACAAAUAUGGAAGGCUUUAUCAGUGAAUACUUGCGCGCUGAAGUGACUUACCAUAAAAAAGGAGACUCAAAAGAGGUAUCUCCGAUUUUCACACCAACUACACUUGAUGGACUGUAUUCCUAUGAAAUACUUGGUCGAAACUUGCAGCCAAGCACAACAUAUGCUGUCAGCGUAAAAAGCUACACAAACAUUAGUGACACGUACAGUGACAGCAGCGAAGAGUGGGAAUUCACAACCCCUAUGUCCACUGGAAUCCUGACUUUGGCUAUCAUCAUCAGCCUCAGUUUUGCUGCAGUCAUCAUCACCGGUGCUACAUAUGUCUGUUAUGUAAAGCUCAAAACAAAGUGGUGGGACACAGUAGCCAAAUGUCCAAAUCCCAAACUUGGUGUUAUUUAUCCAAGCGAGCAAAGGUUCUUGAAGCCUGUAACAACCGACUACUCCAUUGCCUGUGUUGAGCCCCUUGAUCCAGAUGACAGAGAACCAUGGUUGAAGGGAUCGCUGAAAGACACUAGCAGUGGGAGCCCACAGCAAAGCAGUGGAUUCAGUAUCGGCUCUUCUUGUGCCCCGUGUGUUAAUACAGAACCUGUUGACAUCAAAGCCUGUGUUCAGGAUGCCCUUAAUAAAGCCUUUGCGAAUAUCGUCCCGUUAUCAACUUUGACCACCAAAGAAUUAAACACAGACAGUGGUUUGCUCUCCUCUCCCUAUAACCCUUGUGACCUCCAAGCUGUUGACAUGAGUUGUGGGUCAUCCCACUUUGACAACAAAACCUAUUCCAUCUUCAUUCCCACCUGCCCGAAUCAGAUUCCGCUGGACAGCUCUGAGGUCCAGACCCCGGCAAAAAUGAUUUGUGACCCUGCAUACCGUCCUAGUGCAGGCGACAUUGUGACCUGUGUUGACCCACAGGCACCAGCUUUUCCGCUUGUUACUUCACCACCAGGGGUCCUGUCUCUUAUGCCAACAGACAUGUCAUAUCAGCAGUGCAAUGGAGAUUCUGGAGGAUUUUACCUUACAGAAGACUCCAGUUUGUCCUCCAUCUCUAGUGGCACCAACACAACUGGGUCAUUUGAUCCUGUGUCCAGAGUAGAGGCCAGGUGUGAGAGCUCUGAGGAAGACGUUUGUGCUGCGACAAAGCAACAUGGAAAAACUGAAGGGGCAGCUAUUUGUGAUGAAAACCCCAGCCACGGCUGUGUGCCUGCAGGCUCACACAGCUUUCCUUCAGUGGAAGACGACUACCAGUCAUUUCAGAAUCUGGUGGAGAAGCCUGAAAUUUUGUUUUCCAAGGAGAGAAGCGAUGGGAAAGAGGAACAUUUGAACAGAUAUCCAGAGGAAUUAUUGACCAAGAUGCCUCCAAAGACCUUUUCUCUGUUUGAUCCCUAAUGACCAGUCUAUGCCAUUAAUCCCAGACAGAAGCCAUCAGAGUGUGUAGGGCUGAAUGUGUGUGCAUUCCUUUUUCUUUGCAUAAUUUGUGCCUUUUUUUAAUUACUGAGAAACAUAUCUGAUAAAUUUAGAAGAUGAGAGUGAGCGAAUGACGGAUGUAACUGUGAUUGGUGUACCUAAUCUUUAAACAGGCCCUAUUAUGCUUUUUUCCGGGUGCAUAUUUUUAUCUCCAGUUACAGUUACAACAUGUUUACAUGCGCUAAUGCUCAUAAUCCGCCUUUUUUUUUCAUCCUGGCUGUCCUGCAGCACCUCUUCUCACCCUCUCUCUGAAAUGCUCCGUUGUAGCAUAAAGCAAAGUCUGCCCUGAUUGGUCAGCUAGCCCGCUCUGUUGUGAUUGGUCAACGUUUCACAUUUCAAAAAACUCUUCCUCCAGAGAUUGACAAAUGAACAAUAGAUCACAAUGGGAUUUGGACUUGGGCUGCCUCGAUGGUAGAUAUGAACUUAAGCUCUAUCUUUCUGUAUUGUUGUUUGAGGGCGGGCCAUACUAGCCGGAGAAUAUUACGUGACUUCUGUUACAUUAUGACCUCAUAAAGUUACAGAAGUGAAGGAGAUAAUUCAAUCGACCCGUUUCAGGCAGCUCAGGAGCAGUGACUCUGAGGGGGAGGGUAACUCCUUUUAGGCGAGGAUUCAGGUUUUACACUAUACAAACCUUUUACAUGUACAAAAAUAUAUAUAACACUCUAAAGAAGAGGAAAAAAGUGGGAAAGCAUAAUAGGGCCACUUUAAAUCAAACCAAGAGCUCCGGAAUAGUAAACAAAUGGACUUUAAGUUGACAUUGGUUUCCCAACUAGGAAAUGACUGUUUAAGUGUGUCAAUUUGUGUUUAGUUUGUGAAUACAUUGCAACCCUGUAUGACUGCCUUUGAUGUGAAAAAAUCCAUAAAGUUUGUACAUAGAAACAUUCAUGUAAAAUUACUGUCAUAAACAGAAUGCACUUGUGUUGAGUUUUAAGUGUGUGUUUGCUCCAGUGCUUGAACAAAACAGCUACAAUCAGCCCUCAUAUCCGUAACUCACAGGUCAUAUUCAACGAUGUGAUGUUUUAGGUCAAACGUAUUCCCUAAAUGUUGUAUAAAGCAUUAAGGACUGUGUCACUGUAAAGCAUGUCUGACUAUCCAGUCUUUGCUUUGAAAUUUGAGUUGAUAUAAGGGUAAUUUCUUGAAGAUUAUUUCAAUCUCUCUCUGAGCAUAAUCUGACUAGGGGAGUCAUCAUAAUAAAAGCGGAAUAGGUACCCAAUUUGGCCAUAAACACUGAGCCUCAAUAUACAAAACACAUUCAAACUGAGUAAACGUCUGAAACAAGACAGCUGUCAUAAUAAGUGGUUCAUAUUCAGGAUAGCUCUUCUCUGGAACUGCUGAGCCCCUUCCAAAGAAACUCAUGUCACUUCAGGCUACAUUCGUCACAACAAAGAGCUGAAACACAAAGACAUACUCCUAUUUUCUGAACAAAUUCAAUAUAUGCAAAUAAAUGGUGGUAUUUUUUUUCUUUAAUCAGCACUAGAUCUUUUUAGUGAAA
Anoplopoma fimbria (sablefish) is the source of this 3460-nucleotide messenger RNA. RefSeq lists its product as uncharacterized. Gene Ontology annotation, molecular function: protein binding. The record is from RefSeq and is a predicted model, not a curated record. The transcript has 10 exons. Bases 115 to 1890 code for a protein of 591 amino acids. Lineage: Eukaryota; Metazoa; Chordata; Actinopteri; Perciformes; Anoplopomatidae.